AUGGAUCCAAAAGAAGAGAAUGAAAUGACGACAGAACAGUUUCAGCGGGGAGUGCUGAACAUGAUAACACUUCAUCCGAAGAAUCGAUUGAUUGCGAACCUUGUCUUCGAGAGAAUGCCUAUGCAAGGAUUCAGAGAUGCCAAAAAUGUUCUGGCAUCAAGUGACGAAACGAAGAACGACUUUGACGGGCUUCUCAGCUUCAACGAUUGCCAGCUGUUUCUAAAUAGAUUUGAACGCGAAGAACCUCUUUUGAAGCUCGUCCGCGCCGAAUACGAGAGAAAUACCGAGACUCGACCUCCUCUUUCCGGCAUUCCACAGAUAAUGAAGCGACUCAAUCACUUGAAAAAGGACACCCAUAAGAUCUACGGGUCGUAUCUUUGUGAAUGGGAGAAAAAGGGAGCAUUACACAAAGGAAUAGUUUAUUCACGAGACGAUCACAGCUUCGAUCUUGACUACAAAGGAUCAAUUGAUUACUUCGUAUCAAACAAACAACUAUGCGAUUUGAGGAAAGAUUAUUAUGAAAGGGAUUCUUUGGAAGAACCCGGUCAAUUACACACAUUCUUUGGAGAUGAUCUCGAAGAAUUUAACGAAGCUUCUGAUGUUGUGUUGUUUGUUUAUUAUCUUGACCGAGAAGAAGAAGAUAUUGUCCAACCCGUCCUUAUAAAAACUAUAGAAGUCGGCCCAUAUGAAGAGCUUCAGGAGCAUAUCCUCAAUGGAAAUCUUGAUAUGAUCAUGGAAUCUCCAUUUACACAUUACAGAUUAUUCGAUCUAGUCGGUUCCAAACUAAUGGUUUUCAAUCGACAAAAAUCUUCGGGAGAAUUUCAUCACUACGAUUACUAUGAUCUGGAGAAAACGCGUCUUGAUCUUCCCGAUCUCGUUCAUAGCGUUGAUACUAUUCCGUUCGCCGUCUAUGACCGCGUUGAAGGAUGUAAGUUUUUCUGA
Oikopleura dioica is the source of this 942-nucleotide messenger RNA. NCBI's taxonomy places the organism in Eukaryota, Metazoa, Chordata, Appendicularia, Copelata, Oikopleuridae. The record is from the annotation of a GenBank genome assembly.